GGGGGUGUGUGAGUGUGCGUUUGAAGCAGCAUCUUAAAGGAGUAGCUGAGCUUGCUGGCCGGCUGUCUCCCCGGGUCUUCUUCCACCUUGUGUGUUGCAGAGGGGUGCAGGGGGUGGCGGGUGUUGCGAGAAGACUUGGCUGUGUUUAUGGAAAGGAAAUUAACCCCCUCUUGCGCCACUCCACCCCAAUUUAAUCGCCACCGUCUAGAGCCACCCCUAUCCCAUGCUCUGUCAUCUCUGCAAACGGGAAUGUGUGAGCUGCACAGAGAAACUUGCCAGCCGAGACUGGAAACUUCUUUCCGUGCCGUGGAGGGGGUCGCGCAGGCCGGAGGGUUGUGCUGCAGUUGUGUCGAGCACAUCACACAUUAAGGGCCCUUUAAAGGCCUGGAUUGAUUGGAAGGACAAAAAUUAAAAGCAAUCUGAUCCGGCCUCAUGCCGAUCCCUGCGGAUUUUCUCCUUAUCCCAUUUCCACCCACUGUCACAAUUUGAGAGUCUGCCUGACUUGAUCAGAUCGGCCUCCGGGAGAGGCGCAAUGCCAAGGUUAGGAGGACUCCUCGCGAAUUUAGGGGCGACUUUCUGAUCUGCCCAUCAGCAGUCUGAGAAACGCUGGCUCUGAAUUUUCUGUCUUGGCCUUUGGAAACAAGCAAGUUUCUCGCUGCCUGCAAGUCCGCAGUGCUCAAGUUCCUUGGGACACCCCGGCCACCAUUGCCCGGCAGAUGUGGCGUGUCCAUGCUGAGGCCGCGAGUCCCGCCUGAGCCGGUCAUCGCCUCUCCAAGGCCUCUCUGGGCCUCACCCCCGUGGCCUGUGCAGCCAUGCUGCACCUGCUGGCGCUCUUCCUGCACUGCCUCCCGCUGGCCUCUGGGGACUACGACAUCUGCAAAUCCUGGGUGACCACGGAUGAGGGCCCCACCUGGGAGUUCUACGCCUGCCAGCCCAAGGUGAUGCGCCUCAAGGACUACGUCAAGGUGAAGGUGGAGCCGCCGGGCAUCACGUGUGGAAACCCUCCUGAGAGGUUCUGCUCCCAUGAGAAUCCCUACCUGUGCAGCAACGAGUGUGACGCCUCCAACCCGGACCUGGCCCACCCGCCGCGGCUCAUGCUGGACAGGGAGGAGGAGGGCCUGGCCACCUACUGGCAGAGCGUCACGUGGAGCCGCUACCCCAGCCCGCUGGAGGCCAACAUCACCCUCUCGUGGAACAAGAGCGUGGAGCUGACCGACGACGUGGUGGUGACCUUCGAGUACGGCCGGCCCACGGCCAUGGUCCUGGAGAAGUCGCUGGACAACGGGCGCACGUGGCAGCCCUACCAGUUCUACGCCGAGGACUGCAUGGAGGCCUUCGGCAUGUCGGCCCGCAGGGCCCGCGACAUGUCGUCCUCCAGCGCCCACCGGGUGCUCUGCACCGAGGAGUACUCGCGCUGGGCGGGCUCCAAGAAGGAGAAGCACGUCCGCUUCGAGGUGCGGGACCGCUUCGCCAUCUUCGCGGGCCCCGGCCUGCGCAACAUGGACAACCUCUACACACGGCUGGAGAGCGCCAAGGGCCUCAAGGAGUUCUUCACUGUCACCGACCUGCGCAUGCGCCUGCUGCGCCCGGCGCUGGGCGGCACCUAUGUGCAGCGGGAGAACCUCUACAAGUACUUCUACGCCAUCUCCAACAUCGAGGUGAUCGGCAGGUGCAAGUGCAACCUGCAUGCCAACCUGUGCUCCGUGCGCGAGGGCAGCCUGCAGUGCGAGUGCGAGCACAACACCACUGGCCCCGACUGCAGCAAGUGCAGGAAGAACUUCCGCUCACGGUCCUGGAGGGCUGGCUCCUACCUGCCGCUGCCCCCCGGUUCUCCCAACGCCUGUGCCGCUGCAGGCUCCGCCUUUGGCAGCAUCCGCAGGUCCCGGAAAGACCCUGUCCCCAAAGCCCCCGUGGCCACCAUGGCCAUGAGGACGGACCCCACCACUCCUGCCCCCUCCACAUCCACUGCCUGGGCCCCCCCGGCCCCCAGCACCCCACAGCCCACAGAGUGGACCAGGCCAUCUGCGGCUGCCACGCUCGGGGAGAGCCCCACCCCACCCCCGGUGUCCUCCGGUGCAGAAGGUAUGGGCGGGCAGGGCCUGCGACAGGCCUUGGGUCCCGGGAAGCUCCUCAGCUGCUCAGGCCCCUCUUAGUGCAGAGAGCAGGUGUGCGCGGUGGGGACCUGGGGUGGGAGCAGAGCAAUGAGGCGAGGGGCCUCGGCACUGUGCCC
Molecule: messenger RNA, 2230 nt
Organism: Tupaia belangeri chinensis (Chinese tree shrew)
Lineage: Eukaryota; Metazoa; Chordata; Mammalia; Scandentia; Tupaiidae
Product: netrin-G2
Exons: 7
Coding region: 813-2153 (446 amino acids)
Biological process (GO): animal organ morphogenesis; tissue development; axonogenesis
Source: RefSeq, a predicted model, not a curated record